GCGCUGGCGUUCGGCAGUGGACUUGACAGGACAGCAAGUGGACAGCAUAUGACAGCAGACAGAGAGGGACACAGUCGGGCUUCAGCUGCAGAGGGAGGCAACACGGUGAGCACGCAAACGUGACAGACGGGGCCAGUUUACAUGUUACAAGAUGGGAGGAUGGGAUUUUGGGAAGACAAAGGAAUCGCAGGCAUGUAGUUUUUUUCACCGCCCGUAGACAACUUUGACACGUUUUAGGGACUGAAUAAUAAUAAAAAGUUGCAUUCCUCGAUGUCCUCACGUUGACUUUUUGAUUCACGCGAUUUAUUUCACCCCAAAACAGAGCAGCUGGUCAUAUUUUUUUGUGUUUGUGCUAAACGUUGCUCUGUUUGGACACCCCGAAGUGCAUUCCUACAGAGUUGCGGCAAAGUAGAGAGAUAAUUGUGCCAAUCUGAUUUCAUAGGCGUGACAGAAUCAAAAGGGCGAGACAGAAACUCGCAUCAGCACCACGCGAGCUCACACUUCGUCUGGUCAGUUUAGGAAGAGACUCACACACACGAAGCCCGUCCUUGCAAGAUCCCAGAACUGACGGUCUGCAACUGCUGUCCAUCCCAAGAGUUUUGGCCAGUCCCAGCUCGAUGACUAACUCAUUUUUCUUUCAUCUAUAUGGAAGAAGGACUCAAAACGGUGUUGUUUUUGUAAGUAGAAGACAGCGAGCACUUUGUUGAAGCGCGCGCGGCGGAACCCGAAAGAUUCACGAGGCGAAAUCACACUAAAGGGCCCUCUCCAUGGAUAUAGACACAGAUUAUGAGCGACCUAAUGUGGAGACCAUAAAGUGUGUGGUGGUGGGUGAUAACGCGGUGGGCAAGACCCGACUGAUUUGUGCCCGUGCCUGCAAUGCCACCCUUACUCAGUACCAGCUGCUUGCCACCCACGUGCCAACUGUCUGGGCCAUCGACCAAUACCGCGUGUGCCAGGAGGUGCUGGAGAGGUCACGAGAUGUGGUGGACGAGGUCAGUGUCUCCCUCAGGCUGUGGGACACAUUUGGAGAUCAUCACAAAGACAGGCGCUUUGCAUAUGGCAGAUCUGAUGUGGUAGUCCUGUGCUUCUCUUUGGCCAAUCCAAACUCCCUGCGCCAUGUCCGCACCAUGUGGUUCCCUGAGAUUAAGCACUUCUGCCCCCGCACCCCAAUCAUCCUGGUGGGCUGCCAGCUGGACCUGCGCUACGCUGAUCUGGAUGCUGUUAACCGGGCACGGCGGCCUCUGGCUAAACCCAUCAAACCUACAGACAUCUUGCCCCCAGAGCGAGGCCACGAGGUCGCUAAAGAACUUGGCAUUCCAUACUAUGAAACAAGCAUUGUUGCUCAGUUCGGUGUGAAGGAUGUGUUUGACAAUGCUAUCCGUGCUGCACUCAUCUCUCGGCGCCACCUUCAAUUCUGGAAGUCCCAUUUAAAGAAAGUGCAGCGCCCCCUCCUCCAGGCCCCCUUCCUUCCCCCAAGACCGCCACGGCCUGUGGUGGGCAUCCCUGAUCCACCUCCUGCAGAUGGAGAAGCUCCUGAUUCUCUUUUCUGCCAGCCGCUGUGUGCAGAUGUCCUGUUUCUCCUCCAGGCCGGAGCCACUCGCGUCUUUGCCCACAAGGUGUACCUGGCCACUUCCUGCUCAAAGUUCUACGACCUGUUCACUAUGGACCUUGUGGCAGCGGGGAUGGAGAAUGAGCAUGAGGAGAGCUCUGAGGGGAGCGAGGAAGAGGAGCAGAGCCGAAGAGGAGCCAAAGAACAGGCUGGGCGAACCAAGAGUCUAGACAUUGAUAAGGAGGGGGAAGGGGGUACCAGGGGUGCGAAUAGGUUGCUUAUGUUACAGCAGGGCUCACUGAGGACUUCACAGAGUGAUAAUGCUCUGCCUGCCAGGGGCCAGCACUCUGCGGGAACCCUGGGAGCAGGCCGCGCCCUUUUAGGAUGGGGCCGUGGUUUCUUGGGGGUGUACCUAGAGAUGGUGGACGACCCUGUGACAGGUCGGCCGAGACUCAUGACAGUAGUGUCUAUGGAUGAUCUCAUUCAGAAAGGGCCUUUUCAGGCAGUGCUGCAGUACCUUUACACUGGUCAUCUGGAUGAGAGACGUGGGGACCUGAUGCAGGUGGCCACUAUUGCUGAGCUUCUGGAGGUCUUCGACCUGCGUAUGAUGGUGGCUAAUGUGCUGAACCGCGAGAGCUUCAUGAACCAGGAGAUCACCAAAGCCUUCCAUGUGCGUCGUGCCAACCGCAUCAAAGAGUGCCUGAGCAAGGGCACAUUUGCUGAUGUGGUGUUUCAAUUGGACGACGGAUAUCUGCCAGCCCACAAGCCUCUGCUCAUCUCAAGUUGUGACUGGAUGGCAGCCAUGUUUCGCGGAUCCUUCAUGGAGAGCUACAUUGAGGAGGUGUCUAUCCCCAACACCAGUUGUGCCUGCAUGAGAGCCGUUCUGGAGUUUCUCUACUGUGGUGUAUUGACGCCAUCUCCUGAGCUGGAGCCAAUGGACCUUAUAAUUCUAGCCAACCGCCUCUGUCUUCCCCGCUUAGUAGCUCUAACAGAGCAACACGCCGUUGAGGAUCUGUUGCAGUUGUCCGUUAAAGGGUUGGACAUUGAUGGACAUGUGCUGGCCUAUCUGGAGAUGGCUCAGUUCCACAAUGCCAAACAGCUCUCUGCCUGGUGCCUGCAUCACAUCUGCACCAACUACAACAGUGUCUGUCGCAAAUUCCCUAAAGAUAUGAAGACUAUGUCUCCUGAAAACCAGAAACACUUUGAGAAGUAUCGCUGGCCUCCUGUGUGGUUCCUGAAGGAGGAAGACCGCUACCUCCGUUCCCAAAAAGAGCGAGAACGUGAGGAAGAGAUCUUGCGCAAGCAGCACACCAAACGAGGCUGGUGCUUCUGGAGACACCCAUCCUCCUCAGCACCCCACAUCUCCUGAAGGCCUGCUUCCAUCCAUCCGUACAAACCCCUCAAACUCCUAACACUUAUCUCAGUCCAGAGGCAUGUAGCCAAGCCUGGGGAGCCCUGUUUCCGUUUCAGUGCAUUCGUCCCAAAUGCUGGGGCAUCUUUACCUGUGUCAAUUCACGAGAGAAUGCUCUGAGAAAGUCUUGAAUCUUUCUCACUUUUAAUGGUUGGUGUUCUGCUGCGCGAAUGCAACAGGUCUCGCCGCAACACCACACAGGGAAUGCCAGCAUUGCAGUGACCUGCUUUCGCCUCUUAAGACUGUUAUUAUUAUACAAGACCACACACUCACACCAGCACCAUGUCUGAGCGCUGGCGCACAGGCACACAUUGCUGCACGGUGCUGCUGUGUUGAGCUUUUUUGUCUCUCUGAGACCUCCUAAUUCUGGGAAAACCGUCAUGUUCAUUGUCUAUAAGCUGAAACAUAGAUUAGCUUUGAAUACAGCUAGCAACUAAAAUGGCGGCAGGGAUAUAUAACUUUUUUUUUGUCAAAAUCAAGGGAUGGUAAUUUCCCCUGCCUACAUUCUCACUAAUAUAAAUCUCCAUUUUGGAUCUUCCAUUGCCCCACAUUGGCUCUGAAAACCAAUAGUUUUGCCUACUGAAGAACUUUUUUACUUCAUUUGUCCUGUUACUAACUUUUCUUCUUGUGGUAGAACAGAAAGAGCAUGUAGUCAGGUCUGUCACUCACUAAAAACUCUAGGACAGAACCAAAGACAGACAACUCAUUCAAACACAAACGCCUUACCAAAAUCUGUUGAAACAAAAACUUGACAGCAAGUAAACAAUGAAAUUAGGGCUAUUUGUACCACUGCCAGGACAGUAUUAACAGUCACAACUGUUAAAUGACGUUCUGUUCGAUUGAGUUUUUUGAUUUGACCACUAAAGCAAGCUCCUCGACUUGCUUGCCUUUCACCUCCACCACUGGGGGGCGCCCAUGCCUUCUGAGUAUAUCCUGCUUUAGAAAUGAUUAGCUUCCUAUUUGUUUGUCAAUCCCGAUUCAGAUCUUCGCAUCCAUGUGAAAUGCACUUGUUUUUGUAGCACUAUUGCAAUCUUGGCUAUCAGUGAACCAAAAAGUAGGUUGUGAUGUUCCUUAUUCCUUUGCCCCACUCCCCUCUGUUAUUCCUGCUCCUCUACCUCUGCAGUUAGCCAAACUGAGGGAGAAGCUAGCGAUUCACUUUCUGUAGUGUUUGAUAAGACUCACUUUACACUUCACACAUGCGGAUAAAAUCGGUGCUCAGGAUCCUUAAUCUCAUUGCGUCCAGCCACUCACGCAUUAUCUCCUUAAGGGGCGGCCACACUAAACUUUGAGCAUGCAAUAUUUCUUUGGAUGCUGCACUAUCCAUGAUAUGUCCGUCUUCCGUCCGUCUUCUUUUUUAAAUGGAGACUUCCAAUAUUUAAAGUCUACUUGAAAUCAAAAUUUACAAUGUUUAUUUUGCUAGCACACUUUGCUAUUCUGUAGGUGAACAAUUAAUCUAUGCGAGUUAAUCCACUGAUUUAAAAAAAUAGUUUUGGUAAUCUUCAGGUUACUGUCCGUUUGCUUCUGCAUUUGGAGUGGCGUUCUCUGUGCAAGCCUGUAGCCAGGGGGUGGGGGUGGGGGGGGUUCAGGUGGUUUAGAAGAUCCACCCCUUACUAGUUAUGUUUCCAUCCGAAAAAAUGAUUUAACUUUAUGCGCAAAACUGGAUUAUCGCAUAAAAGAUGUCUGAAUAAAGCAGCGUUUCCAUCCAAAAAGUCAAAGUGGCCAAAAUCGUCACUUCCUGAUUAACUGGCGACAAAUAUCAACAGUAAAAACUGAAUUUUCUGCAGUAGGAGAAGCUGCGUGAAUCUUUUCUUCAUUUAAUAAAUGGCUUGUGCCUCAGAGUGGUGUGGUGGCGUUUGAAGUCGGAGCACAGACGCUCUUGAUUCUAGAGGUCAUUAAUAAUAUAAUAACACUAAUACUGAAAUGGUUACGGCAUUUUAGAAUGACCAAAUCAACAUUUCAGAUGCUUUACAGUGUGCUCAGCCUGCUGGUUUAUCUAUUCGCACAUAUUUUUAUCACCACAAGAUAUAACAAAAUCACAUGACCUUUUGAUGCACGUACUGGAAUUUGUUCAGUAAAAUUGUUUCCAUCGCAGUUUUUGCACAUCUUUUCUUGUUUGAUAAAAUGUUUAUCCUACUCAGUUAUGCGCAUAUGUUUUUUAAUGCGGAUUUUCAAAAUUUAUGUGAAUUUUGGCAUUUCCAGCAACUCUAUCCAAAAUGCGCAUAAAAAUAGGUGGAUUGAAACGUAGCCACUGACAAAGGUCCAGAAUUUGUCCCAUACAUAGCUCAUUUGUCCUAUUUUGACUGCUAUGGCUUUAAGACAAAGCAGAAUCCUCUGUCGGCUGUCGCUUCAGUGUAACUUCUGCGAAUUAGUUUUGGCCAAUGCAAACUAUUAUUUUUCAUAAGUCCAACAUCCAGCUGUGCAAGAAAAUAUACAAUCUGACAUAAGAGAAGUCUUAUUUCACUAAUGUAUUGUUUUUAAAUAGAGAAAGCAUUUAACCAGAAACUUUUAUUCUUAAUCUUGGACCUUUUUUUUUUUAAACAAAAAUGACCUAUAAAAAAGAAGUGAAGCAUCAAAAGAGGUCCAUCUUAAAUUAAUUGGAAUACUAUUUUGGCUAAAAUAGUCAAAAAGUGUAGUUAUGAUGACCAUCCAACAAGAAAAAUUAGAAUAGUACUUGAAAUGUCACUAAAAUGCAGCAUUUAAAUUUCAUAAUUCCAUUGAAAAAGAGGCGUAAAAUCGCAAAAAGGUCCACUUUUUGAGAAAAAAGUACCCUUUCAUCAGGUUGGCUGCAGGUCUGCUGUGGAUGUUAGUUUGACACUUUACCGGCAUUAUUUAUAACCACACUCCUCUUACCGUUAUUUUGCUACAAGCGAAUGAUGCACAAAAAGAAAGUCCCGCUCCCUACUCAAUAUUCAGUUUCAAUUGAAAAUAGAUCAACAUACUGAAAUAAAAGUCUCAGCAACUGACGGUUCAAGCAAACUUUAAGAAAUAAUAAUAAUCCAAUAUAGGAAAUAUCAGAUGUACUUCACUUUUCUACAACGCUGCAGGUGUUCUUACAAUAUUGUAUAAAAACCUAAACGCAUGAGCUUAUGCCUCUCCAGCAUUUCCAUGCAUAUGAAUGGAAGUAAAUGGACAGAAAAGUGCAGUGUGGUCGCCCCUUUACACAGGUUUACCUGUUUUGACAAUCCAACAAAAUAUCCUGAAAUAAGCUGUAAAUUAUCUUACUUUUGUGAUCGACAGGCUUUCAGUUUCAAGUUUUAAACUUUGUAGAAACAGGUUUUGCGGUUAAACUGACAGUGAUGUUCCUCUAGAUUUGUUUCUUUUUUUCAGAAGUGCAUGUGCUGUGAAGCGUCGAUAGCAUCCGUUUGCUAAAGUCAGUCUCGACUGCCUUCCAUCUAAAAAAAACAAACAUAAAAAACAUGAGUGCCUAUGACCAUGUUACACUUUCCCUUCAACAUUCAAGUAUUUCUCGGUGAAGCAUGUUUGUUUUGCCUGUUUCGUGCCUUUUAACAAAAGUGUUAUUAAUAGCUGUUUUGGAGGUGAAUGAGAAAUCAGAGGCAUGUUAAGUUUUCCUUGUCACCCUGUUUCUAUUUCGAGCUUUCUGGUUUUGCUUCCUCAAGGCUGCACCCUGCUUUUCACACCAGACGAGCAGAAAUCAUCAACAGCUACAAAAAUAGACAUGCAGAGCCCAUGUGUUGAGACAGGCCGAUCUGCGCACACACACACACACACACACACACGUUAAAAUAAAGAAAAUGGCAAGGAAGAGGGUAAACAGUGUAGGCUUUUAUAGGUUCAUCUCAUUAGAGUGCUUUAGUAACAUCACUUGUGCAGUAUUUUUAGGGGCGGACAAUUACAGUAAAUGAAUGUUUAUAGAUGCCACACUAUGCCUAAAGGCUCAAUAAUUAGUAAAAUAAUGAAUGUAUGACCUUACUGUGCAUACGCAGACUGGCUCUGUGACAAAUUAUGUACUUAAUACCAGCUCUCCUGUCUGCCGCGUAAGGUAAAGAUCACACUAUAUGAACGAUUCGAGACACUACAAACACCAGCAAGCUUGCUGAGAUGGAAAACAUUGUUGCCGUUGUGAUUUUUGGGCUUGUUCGCACUUUCCGUUCUAUGACUUUUUGCUUUUGCACUUUUGUUUUUAAAAUUUUUCUGCCUUUUGAUGUGCAUGGCAUUGACUGUUUUUAAAUGAUGGCUUUUUGAGACAUUUUGUAGCAUGGAAUGGUUUCUUCCAUUAAUCUGGUGCUUCUCAUGGCCCCUCAUGUUUUCUGCAUAAAAUGUGUAUACUUACGUACUUACUAUUAGAUUUUUUUCAUUUGCUCAAGUUCUUUAAACCUUGUGCUUUAAUCAAGAUGCCUUCAACUUUGACUUUAAUGGUUUUUCUGUCGCAGAAAUGAGGCGGUUUUGUUGAUCUUAUAUAAACAGUAUUAGAAAGAUCCAUUUGGUCUAAAAGUAAUUGAGCACCCCUAAUUUAGAUACUGACAUUUAAUAAAUAAUGGCAGAAGAAUAAAGUUUGGGUGAACGGUCUCUUUAAAGUGAGAGACUGUCUUAGGCAAUCUGAGGUGGCUAAUCACACAAAAGAUCCCUGCUAACAGUAAAAACCAUAGAUGUAUAUGCAUAGAUGCCUCAUAAGCAGUUGUCUAUAUUGUUGUGAACACUCAGAAGCAAGAGAAUAUUUACGUCUGCAACAUAUUUCAGCAGAUGAUUUUGCUAAACUAAUAUAAUACAAGCCAAACGUGUUAUCUAACAGAGCAUUAGUUUGAAUGCUUGUACUGUUGGCAUAAUAACUUGUGGCAUCUAUGUAUAUACAGCUAUGAUGUAACUGCUUUCUAAAUAUGCACUUUAGCUUAAAAUUUGCUAAACAAUGUAAAAAUUUUCUUUCAAUUGAACAAUACAGUCUUGAGCAACAGAAGUAUUUAUCGGUGCACGUUUACAGGUAAGAUGGGUGCAUGGGAAUGGUCUAAGCAUUAACUUCUUUGUAUUUAUUAAAAAGACAGUAGCUUUCAUUACUUAAGAAUUAUCAUGCACUUUUGUCUUGUAAGUGAAAAAAACAAUCCAAGCCCUCAUUACAAAAUCAACCGUCAUGUAGUUUAGACUAAAUGUUUAUCAUGUUCAUUAUUGUUAAUGACAGUCUAUUUAAUAAGCAUAGAAACCACUCAUAUGUACUAGAAACGUGAGAGCACUUGAUAAUUGUGGUUUAGUUUGUGUUACCGUGCCUUUUAAAAAAAGAGUCAUCUUUCAUCAGAGAGGUCACUGCCUUUAGUUUUUAGUUGAGGUAAUUGUAGUACUCUUUCUCUCUCACAUACAUUAGCUGACAUCCAGCAGACCACUGUAUUGCUCCUUCUGCAUGUCUGUGGCCAGCAUGUAGCAAUAGCAUCUGUACUUUGUGUUGUGUGUUUUCAUCCCUCUCUGAUUGUGAGCCGUGCUUGUACUGGUUUGAAUGAGAGUGAAUGUAAACACGAGCAGAUUAACUGAGUCUCUUGCGCCCUCUAGAGUCAGCUGAACUUCACGGUUUAAUUUAUUUAGCAUUAUUAUUAUUAUUAUUAUUAUUACUACUACUACUUCUAUUAUUGUUAUUAUUAUUUGAAAGGAUACGAGUUGGUGUUGGGUGGGAAGGAUUAUGUUACACAACGUGCAUUUUGAAAAUUUGACUUUGGUGUAUUUUUGUAAAAUACUAAUACAGAGAGCAGUUAUUGUGGUGAUUUGCCUUUUUUUUUUCUCAACUAAAUACUCUCUCAACGUUUGUAUUAAACUGGAAAGGUUAACCACCUCUUACUGCUUUUUAAACUGUACAAUCUGACCUCAGGUCAUAGGCAGAGACCACUUCAAGACCUUGUUAGUUUCUGUUUCUAACAGAGACUCUCCAACCAGCUUCCUUUCUGUGCUUUGAAGUCCACCUUCAUCUCCAUGAAAGAUAAGCGCCGUGUUACUGCAUCCGGCAGUAGUGGAGCACUUGUGUUUCCCUCUGUCCACUCGUGGUGAGGUGAACUGUCCAAGUGGUCCUUGUCACGGUUUUGUCUUCUUGAGGUAAGGAAAGCGUCUCUGACUCUUUCCUUCACCUCUCUUCCUUUUUCAAAUCUGUGACUAUUUAAAGCUGAUUUGCACUUUGUGGUUUUCUUUUUAACUUGGUUUGAUUAAUUUUUAUUCUCGUCUUUAACCGAAAUGUUUCUGAUUCUUGUUCUGUAAUUCUUGUUUUUGUUCUAAACCAUAAAAAAGCACACACAGAGACACACACACACACCACUAUUAAGGGCUUUAAAAAUACAAAAUCAGAAUGUUUUUGCUGCUGUUGCAAAAAAAAAAAAAAUACUAAAGUUAAACCGGAAAAAAAAAAAAAAAAACAUUUUAUUGAAUCGUUUGUAAUAUUUUUGAACAACUGUGAUUUGUACAAAAUGGAGCAAAAAAGGGUUGAAAAAAGUUAUCUGUUUCAGUAUUUUAAUGUUUGCUUGGCUUUUAAUAAAACUAAACCGAACUCUUUGAA
This is a messenger RNA of Danio aesculapii, 9441 nucleotides long. It is a transcript of the gene rhobtb4, whose product is annotated as Rho related BTB domain containing 4. Gene Ontology annotation, biological process: small GTPase-mediated signal transduction. Gene Ontology annotation, molecular function: GTP binding; GTPase activity; protein binding. The transcript has 11 exons. Bases 768 to 2918 code for a protein of 716 amino acids. Lineage: Eukaryota; Metazoa; Chordata; Actinopteri; Cypriniformes; Danionidae. The record is from RefSeq and is a predicted model, not a curated record.